AUGACCUCAUCACACGACCCUACAACUUUGACUCAAAGCUUUCACUACGAAACCUCAACGCACAGCUAUGAUGUGAAAUGGGGCUCGUUGGGUGACCCCAAGUCUCCUCCUCUCAUUUUUAUCCAUUCAUGGAACUCCUUGGCAGACUGGACUUAUGAGAAGGCCCACAUCGUCGCCCACGACAAUGCCGGUCUCGUCAGUUUACGAGGCUAUAUUCUCCAUGACUUACCAUAUGCAAGCCUCUGUCUUAUCGACGUUGUCGCGAUCGGCCCAUUUGGUCAACCUCUCUUCAAAGUCAUCGCUGAGAACCCCAAACUCUUUGAACAACUACCUGAUACAGCUUUUGGAGGCAUACUAGAGAGCUACAUCAGCGACGCAGCAUACUACGAACUGCCCAAAGAGACCAUGCAGAUGCUUAAAGAGCCUUGGCUGCGAGAAGGUGGAAAACGAGGCUUCAUUCGCGAAUUGUGCCAAGCCAACUCCAGAUCCACGGAGGAAGUGGAGGCGAGAUAUGGAGAGGUUGGGCCGAAGCUGCCAAUCAAGAUUAACUAUCUGGGGAGCUGA
This is a messenger RNA of Fusarium subglutinans, 564 nucleotides long. RefSeq names its product hydrolase or acyltransferase (alpha beta hydrolase superfamily). The record is from RefSeq and is a predicted model, not a curated record. The transcript has 2 exons. NCBI's taxonomy places the organism in Eukaryota, Fungi, Ascomycota, Sordariomycetes, Hypocreales, Nectriaceae. The coding region runs from base 1 to 564 and encodes 187 amino acids.